Argiope bruennichi is the source of this 2131-nucleotide messenger RNA. Its product is annotated as protein C12orf4 homolog. The transcript is spliced from 14 exons. Lineage: Eukaryota; Metazoa; Arthropoda; Arachnida; Araneae; Araneidae. Gene Ontology annotation, cellular component: cytoplasm. The coding region runs from base 172 to 1830 and encodes 552 amino acids. The record is from RefSeq and is a predicted model, not a curated record.
CAGAACAAUUACAUUUCAUUUCGAGUUUGUUGAUAAACAACAGAAGAUGGAGGAGGAUUUUGAAUCCUGAGAAAUUUUUAGUUUCGGAUUUUGGAAGUUUCUCUUAUAGUAAGCUGGAGUGCUCUGAUUCCUAAGAUAAAAAACUAUGCAAUAAAUUAUAAUUCAAGAGCCAUGACUUCCAUCAAGGAAUUCGAAUUUAAAUACGGCAGUGGGGAGAAGGAGCGAUCCGUAAUGUUGCAAGUACCCAUUCCAUUAUCUGUUGGCAUUCCAGAGUUAGGAUCUCGUCUUUUGUCACAAAAUAAAAUUCCUUUUUUUGUUAAAGAGGAUUUGUAUAAGAAUUUAGAAACUUUCACACAACAAGAAACUACCAAGUAUUAUGAUGAGCUAGAUUCCCAAGCUAUUCAAAAGUUAAAAAAUGCUAAAGAAGAAGAAAUAGAUGAAUUGGUGCAAAGGUGGACCAAAGCUUUUAAAGAAGAGCACAUAAAGUUUGCAAAAGUUGAAGACCCAUCAGAAAAUAUUACUUUUCCUGAGAUGUAUCAUAAAUUGAUUCAUUCCCCAGCGCUGGAAACAUUGUUAAAUUUAGAACAUUCCUAUGCCUUGGCUGUUGGAGAAUUGGUCCAGCAAAGAGAUCAAGCUUUGCAAGAUAUGCAGCAGAGGCAAUCAGAUGAAAUGGAGAGAGCAAUUCCUAAAGUUGGGAGAUCAUUGACAGAUCAGGAUAUAAACAAUAUGGCUACUAGACAUUUUACUGAAACACAAAGCAUUACAGAUUUUUGGGAAAACAAAAUCAAUAGUUUAAAAGAAACUCAAAAAAGAGAAUUCUGCGAGUGGGUGUCAAAAGUUCAUGAAGAUUACCAAAGUGGUACAGGCUCCCCUGGUUACUUACAGAGAGUUCGAGCUCUGUCAGAAGCUGUGCCUAUGGAUAACGACUGUGAUUGGACUCCUCAACCUCAGAGAAUGGAAGAAAGUUUUACAAUUCAUUUGGGUUCCCAACUUAAAUUGAUGCAUAAUCUUCGGCUACUUUCUGCUGAUGUUCUUGAUUUAUGCAGGCAUAAAUUAAAUAAAGUUGGGGGUAUAGUUGUACCACAACCUCAGCGUCUUCAGACAGCCAUAUCAUUAUAUUCCAACAAUUUGAGUGGUUUGGUCUUGCUUGUUGAUAAUAGAAUCAAUGCUUAUACAGGAAUUAAACGAGAGUUUGCAUCUGUGUGUCAGAUGUCAACAGAAUUCCAUUUUGAAGACAUAGAUACAGCACUGGAGAUAAUCCGCCAACAAGGAAUGAGAGUUGCAGAAUGGCGUGCCACCAAUGCCUUCCAAGGAGACAGCAGUAGCCAGAGCAGCAGUGGUAAAUCUAGUGGAUCACCAUCUGACUCUCAGGGAUCUCAUUCUCAUACUAAAAAAAGCCUUGUCACUCUCAAAACUGGAGACUUUUACAUCACUAGACAUUCCAAUCUGUCUGAAGUUCACCUUGUGUUUCAUCUAGUGGUAGAUGAUACGUUACGUUCAGCAGAUGUUAAUUCACGUCAUCCAGUUAUAUUGGGACUUCGAAACAUUCUGAGGGUUGCACAUGAGCAUGAUGUGUGCACAGUCACUAUACCUCUCCUUCUAGUCCAUGAAAUGUCUGAAGAGAUGACAAUUCAGUGGUGCCUAAAAAGAGCAGAACUAAUGUUCAAGUGCAUAAAAGGUUUCAUGAUUGAAAUGGCUUCUCUGGUUGGUGAUGAGACAAGAACUGUACAAUUUUUAGUGCCAAAAGGUAUAUCUGAAGAAUUAUUUUCAAGCUUGUCUAAUUUGCUAUCAGCGACAUUUAGAGUGUCUAAUCCAGUUAUACUAAAAUAAAAACUAAUGGAAAAUAUCAAAAAAAAAAAAAAAUCAUUCCUUUUAAUACUUGUGUGAAAGGAAAUAUUUAUUCAUUUACAAAGUGAAACAUUAUACAAAUAAUCAGGCAGAAAAUUAUAAAAUGAUGGGAACAUUUAACCCCAAGCAGGACUAGUGGAAUAAUAUAACACCAGUUUCCCAUUGAUAUUGAAGCACUGAAAGAAAAAAAUAUCAAUUAUUUAUUGUUAUUUCAAUUAAAAAAACAAUUUGAUAUAAAUUUGUAUAUAUUUCUUAGCUGCAAUAAACUUUUUGUAAGCAAAAA